Molecule: messenger RNA, 783 nt
Organism: Aspergillus chevalieri
Lineage: Eukaryota; Fungi; Ascomycota; Eurotiomycetes; Eurotiales; Aspergillaceae
Gene: pre4
Product: proteasome core particle subunit beta 7
Exons: 3
Coding region: 1-783 (260 amino acids)
Cellular component (GO): proteasome core complex
Source: RefSeq, a predicted model, not a curated record
AUGAACCACUUUCCAGAAUCCUGGGGUCGACCCAGAAAUGACAUCUAUGGACCCUACAACCCCUCUUUCCUACAGACCACUGGCCCGAAAGCCCACACUCAGUCCCCCGCCGUGACCGGGACGUCAGUGGUUGCGGUCAAGUUCAACGGAGGCGUCGCGAUUGCGGCCGACAACCUGGCAUCGUACGGGUCCCUCGCUCGGUUCACCGAUGUUAAACGACUUCGAACCUUUGGUGAUUCCGCUGUGGUCGGAUUUGGUGGUGACGUGUCUGAUAUGCAAUACAUCGACCGUCUCCUAGGAUCCAUUGAUAUAAAAGAGAAUUAUUCGGCUCAUGGCAACCUGCUCAACGCAAAGAACCUCCACACCUAUUUGUCGAAGGUCUUCUAUAAGCGCCGUUCUGAAUUCAACCCGCUUUGGAAUCACGUCCUGGUUGCAGGCUUCGAUGGGAAUGGACAGCCUUUCCUCAGCUCAGCAGACCUGCUUGGAACUACUUAUUCAGCCCCUCAUCUGGCGACCGGCUUCGGUGCUCACCUCGCCGUCCCAAUUCUUCGUCGACUGUUCCCGGAGGAGAAACCCAUCGAAGAAGUCAGCAAGGAGCAGGCAGUGGCAGCUCUGAAGGAGUGUAUCAAAGUUUUGUGGUAUCGGGAUGCGCGGAGUCUCGACAGUUACUCGAUAGCAGUGAUUUCGAAGGAUGGCAUUGAGGUGAAGGAGGAUGAGAAGCUUGAAGCCCAAAGCUGGGCAUUUGCUGAGUCGAUCAGGGGAUAUGGUGCUCAAACUGUCUAG